AUGUUCGGAAGAAUCUGGAUCGGGCGGGUCAGCGGCGUGGAGCGACGCAGAGCUGGAGUCGCGCCGCGCGGCGCUCCUCGCGCAGCUGCACGAGCACGAGGCGGACUGACGCCGCGUCACGCACGUGCACAUCUUCAACCGCUACCCGGCGCGCCGCCGCCACUGCGCGCGCAGUCCGCACAGUCCGCCCCCGCCCCCCGCUCCGCCCGCGCCCACUCCGCCGCCGACCCCGCAGUACUGCUACAAGAAACUUGCUAUCAAACCACCCAGCCCGCCAGAGGACUUUGCUCGACUAUA
Molecule: messenger RNA, 297 nt
Organism: Brenthis ino (lesser marbled fritillary)
Lineage: Eukaryota; Metazoa; Arthropoda; Insecta; Lepidoptera; Nymphalidae
Source: the annotation of a GenBank genome assembly